Messenger RNA from Solenopsis invicta (red fire ant), 1741 nucleotides. RefSeq lists its product as uncharacterized. Lineage: Eukaryota; Metazoa; Arthropoda; Insecta; Hymenoptera; Formicidae. The record is from RefSeq and is a predicted model, not a curated record. The transcript is spliced from 4 exons. The coding region runs from base 1196 to 1555 and encodes 119 amino acids. Gene Ontology annotation, molecular function: protein binding; serine-type endopeptidase inhibitor activity.
CUUGUUAGAAAUAUUUAGAUGAUUUACACAAUUCACGAUUACAUAUAGUUUUUUAUUCAAUAGUUUAAUGCAACAUAUAUAUCGCAAUACCUUAAUUACUAUAGAUUGACGCAAGAUUCAUCGUUGAAAUAACCUUGAAACUCUACACGAGUAUCGUGAACCAAUCCUUAAUUUUUUUUCACACACGUUUAUAGUUAUUGAUUUAUAUUUUUUUAAAAAGAUAAUUUGAAAUCCUUUUGCCUGAAAACAUUAACAAUUUUACGUAUCUCGCAGGUCUGCCUUGUCGACUCAGAGUUCAAUUCCGAGAUCAAUUCCAUUUUUGAAAAGUUGUUUAUGCAAGUACAAGUUACGAAAAUUUCACAUAGUUUUCCUCCGUUCUGACGUCAUGUUCAACAAGAGAGCUGACGUGUUUUAAACUCUUAAACAACGCUCGUGGAUGUAGGAAGUCGGUAUCUCUGUGUGUGCGUGCGUGUGAAAAAGAGAUAAAAUGAUUUGCUCACGAUGCGAUCGCGUACAGUGCCAAGGCUAUUAGCUCUCGUCUGGAUGUUAUAUAAAUAUUCAUAACGAUAAAGAGAGGAUUAUUUUUUUACUUGUACUGGAAACGCCGCUAUUUAAUCUCUUAUAAUUCUUAUUUCUACGAAACAAAAAUUAUAAUAUACGAGCAAAAUCAGUCCCAUAUAUACUACAAUUUAUUGAUAAACUAUAAAGAUCAGAGGUUAUUCUAAAUUAUGUAUGUUUAACUGUGAUAAAAAAAAUAAUCGCCAUCAUCUCAUACACACUAUAUUCGAUUACGUGAGUUAAAUAGUUGACUAAAGAUCAAGAAUAAAAUUAAGCAAAAACUCCAACUUGUUUUUCGAUAAUAAUUUGUGAGCGAUAUAAAAAUAAAUUACGGGACGUCCCGUAAAUUAUAAUUAACUCGGUCAUUAUAUGCGUGAAGCGGCGUGAAGUCAACGUUAAUGCAAUGACAAGUACGCAACGUGGAUAUCCCCGACCGCUUGCAACGCGCGUCUCUUAAUGGUAUUUUUCCUAUAUAAGGAAACAAGUUGAAAGCAGAUAAGAGUGGACGAUCAUAUAAAUCGAAAAGCAGCUCGCUAAAGUCUGUCAUUUGACUGUUGUUUUGGGUAUCAUUUAGAACGCUCCCAUUUUAUCUUUACUUUCUUGAACUUGGAUUACGGCGACGCGCAAGGAUACAAUCAUGAAAUAUAUUUUUGCAAUUGUGCAAGUAUUGACCCUGGUUUGGUGGGUCGCCUUGGCAUUUCCGCAAAGAGACCCGACGAACAACAUUGGCGACGACUCCAUCAUAUUUGAUAAUAGCGAACCGAGCAGCACCGUUAGCACCGCUAGCACCACCAGCACCACGCCGGGUAGCACCAUGCAAGGCACAACGACUGGUUGUCCAUGUGCCGCGACUGCUGAAUACAAUCCGGUAUGCGGCACCGAUAACGUUACUUAUUGGAAUAUGGGAAGAUUUAAUUGCGCAAAAAAAUGUAAUCCACGACUUGAAAUCAGAAUACUUCGAUCUUGCGAACCAUAUAUCCAGCAGAGCAGUAAUUGAACGCCACAUAGUCUUUCGUCGCUUUUAUUACACGACAAAUACGACAUACGGAUUUUUUGUUUUCACACAAAGUUUGAAAAUUAGCAUGUAGCAAAUGUAUUCGUACUAUUAUAUUGGGAAAUUCCGGUACAUAUACUUAUGCGGAAUGUGUAUAGAACUGCUAGUCGGCAACCGGUUCUAUAAAAG